GGGCGGUGGGUGAAGCCCGCGCGCCCCGGCGGUCGCACUUGGGCGUCUUCCGAGGAGAUCCCUGCGCCUGGACUUUGCCUGCUAGGGGAGUUUUAUGAACAGCUCCGCAGCUAGGCGCCCAGCGGAGGUGCAGACCGCCGCGGCGCACCCCCGCCCCCUGUCCUUGCACGUGACUCCCGCGGGCCAGUCAGCGCCGGCGAGCGGGAGCGCAGGGACGAGGGGAUCCGCGCCGCGAGCUGGGGGACUCCGAGGCGGCCGGCAGGGAGGCUGCGAGAGCUCCGCCACCGCCGAAGCUCCCGCGGCGCCCAGGGAAGCGCGCGCCGGCCUCCAGGAAGCUCGAGCCGCAGACGCGGCUGCAUCUCGGAGGAAAGGAGCCAGCCCGGCCCUCGGCCUUGGAGCCAGCCUCCCGCACCCUGCACCACAGGCCGGGGUGUCCUGAAGACGGCGGUGCCGCGCAGCGACAGGCCAGGCCGCGUGACCCCGCCUGGAGCCCCGUGCCCGCGCCCGGGCGCUACCCCGCGUCUUCGCGACCUCCAGUCCCUGCAGUGGAUUCGGCCCCUCCUCCACCACCUCCGGGAACAACCGCAAAUUCAGUUUGGGAUUUUCCUGAGUAAACCAGAGCCUAGAGUCUUUGGCUCAAUGCUGGAUUUAAUACGUAUAUAUUUUUGAAGGAUUCGUGUGUUUUUUUUUUUAACCUUUGAUUUUUGAUCUUCAUUUUUGUGACAGCCCCUCACUUGUACAUUAUUCGUCUUUUUAUUUUUGUAUUAUUAUUUUCUCUCCCCGCACUGCUCCUUGUCCUGAGGACUCGGACGCAGCGAGCGCGCGGGGCGAUGUACCAGAGCCUGGCCAUGGCCGCCAACCACGGCCCCCCUCCGGGCCCCUACGAGGCGGGCGGCCCGGGCGCCUUCAUGCACGGCGCAGGCGCCGCGUCCUCGCCGGUCUACGUGCCCACGCCGCGGGUGCCCUCCUCCGUGCUCGGCCUGUCCUACCUCCAGGGCGGAGGCGGGGGCACCGUGUCCGGGGCCGCCUCGGGCGGCAGCUCAGGGGCCGCGCCGUCGGGCGCAGGGCCCGGGACCCAGCAGGGCAGCCCGGGCUGGAGCCAGGCGGGAGCCGAGGGAGCCGCCUACACCCCGCCGCCAGUGUCGCCGCGCUUCUCCUUCCCGGGCACCACCGGGUCCCUGGCCGCUGCCGCCGCCGCCGCUGCGGCCCGGGAAGCCGCGGCCUACGGCAGUGGCGGCGGGGCGGCGGGCGCCGGCCUGGCGGGCCGCGAGCAGUACGGGCGAGCCGGCUUCGCGGGCUCCUACUCCAGCCCCUACCCCGCCUACAUGGCCGACGUGGGCGCGUCCUGGGCCGCGGCUGCCGCGGCCUCUGCCGGUCCCUUCGACAGCCCGGUUCUGCACAGCCUGCCCGGCCGGGCCAACCCUGCAACCCGACACCCCAAUCUCGUAGAUAUGUUUGACGACUUCUCAGAAGGCAGAGAAUGUGUCAACUGCGGGGCCAUGUCCACCCCGCUGUGGCGGCGGGAUGGGACGGGACACUACCUGUGCAACGCCUGCGGCCUCUACCACAAGAUGAACGGCAUCAACCGGCCCCUCAUCAAGCCCCAGCGCCGCCUGUCCGCCUCCCGCCGAGUGGGCCUCUCCUGCGCCAACUGCCAGACUACCACCACCACUCUGUGGCGCCGCAACGCCGAGGGCGAACCCGUGUGCAACGCCUGCGGCCUCUACAUGAAGCUCCACGGCGUCCCCAGGCCUCUUGCGAUGCGGAAAGAGGGGAUUCAAACCAGAAAACGGAAGCCCAAGAACCUUAACAAAUCGAAGACACCAGCAGGUCCCUCGGGCAGUGAGAGCCUCCCUCCCACCACCAGCGCUUCCACCGGCAGCAGCGCAGAAGAGAUGCGUCCCAUCAAGACAGAGCCUGGGCUCUCAUCCCACUAUGGGCACGGCAGCUCCCUGUCGCAGACGUUCUCGGUCAGCGCGAUGUCCGGCCACGGGUCCUCCAUCCACCCAGUCCUCUCGGCCCUGAAGCUCUCUCCGCAAGGUUAUGCGUCUUCUGUCAACCAGUCACCGCAGGCCAGCUCCAAGCAGGACCCUUGGAACAGCCUGGCCUUGGCUGACAGUCACGGGGACAUAAUCACUGCAUAAUGUCACCUCCUUCCCUCCUUGGAUUCCUGCAUGGACUUGGGACUCGGAGGACAGCAGAGAUGAGGCUCUGGGCUCCCGGGGGCCGGCCUGCUCUGUCUGGGAAUGACUCCAGACAACAACUGGGAAGAAACUUGAAGUCAAUGAUUUGGUUAGGGGAGCGGGCGCUGGAUUUUAUUGGAUAGCUUUGCAAGGUGGGGGACUGGAGAGAGCGCAGACUCUGAUCUGGAAGAGACCCCCCCCCUUCGCUAGAUCACACUUAAGCCCCUUCCACGGAGUUGCAGACUCUUUCUCAUUUUCUGCCUCACCACCCCUGACAAGAGACGAGAUGUCCUUCUCCCUUGUCUUUCCACCGCUGUGGCCCAGAAUGGUGGUUUUUCCACGGUGUUCCCGGCACGGGGGAUCCGAGGGCA
Delphinapterus leucas (beluga whale) is the source of this 2554-nucleotide messenger RNA. The record is from RefSeq and is a predicted model, not a curated record. Lineage: Eukaryota; Metazoa; Chordata; Mammalia; Artiodactyla; Monodontidae.